Molecule: messenger RNA, 453 nt
Organism: Lasiosphaeria miniovina
Lineage: Eukaryota; Fungi; Ascomycota; Sordariomycetes; Sordariales; Lasiosphaeriaceae
Exons: 1
Coding region: 169-414 (81 amino acids)
Source: RefSeq, a predicted model, not a curated record
GGCAGCGGCGUGCGGCAGCUGCGCGAAGCGGUCGUGGCGUUUGUGCGGCAGCUGUGCCGGACGUACGCGGCGCGCUCGGCUGUCGUUGGCAGGGUGGCGGCGGCAGUACUCGAAAGGCGAGCAGGAGAGGGCCAGAGCGGGUGCCUCGCUGUCGCCGAGGACGGUGCCAUGGCCAUCUUCCGGUCGGCGCUGAUCUUAUUUGGUAGAGAGACGGUCAACCAGGCUGUCGACCUCCAAUGGGACAUCAGCAACGGGCCCAGCGAGUCGUUGGUGGCUGAGAUGGUGGCGGCCGGAGCGUGGUAUUUGGAGCGAGCGGGAGACAGCGUCGAGGAGAUGCUCCAAGACGAGAACUGGGACAAGCUGAUGCACGAAGACAUGGGAUUUAUGCUGCAGCUCUUUGGGAUAGAGACCUGAACAAGCAUUCGUAUUAGCGACCCCUGAAGUCCGCGGGAA